Pyrus x bretschneideri (Chinese white pear) is the source of this 926-nucleotide messenger RNA. RefSeq lists its product as uncharacterized. NCBI's taxonomy places the organism in Eukaryota, Viridiplantae, Streptophyta, Magnoliopsida, Rosales, Rosaceae. Bases 223 to 693 code for a protein of 156 amino acids. The transcript has a single exon. The record is from RefSeq and is a predicted model, not a curated record.
UACCCGCUCUUUACAGCUUGGCUCCCAACCACCAAUUAGAUUCCUUUCACUUCCUUCCACUUUUUGCCUCCUUAAAAAUGCUCUCUCCCUCCUUCACAAACCCCAACUCAAACUUUCCUGCAACUAAAAGAUAAGAGUGACUAAUUUUCUAGAUUGUCGGUUGGGUAAGUGUACUCGUUGUAUGUAAAUUUCUAUUUUGUUAAUUCAAAGUUUUCACUAAAAAUGUCGAAAAGACGACUACCCAUUUUUCAGAAUCUCUCCAAGCUUCUGAAAGUCUUUAUCUUCGUUGCCAAAGUGAGAAAAUUAUCAUUUGAAAACUCAUUUAUUAGGAAGUUGCAAUAUUCAAAGAAGAUGAAGCUUCUGAAGAAUUACGACUAUGGGUUUGUAAGAGAAUACCAGUUCUCUCUCUCCAACUCUCCCCUCAUUCGUAACGAAAGCCUUCGAGUUCGAGACGUGUAUUCGAUGUUCUUUCUCUGCAAAUGUUGGGGCAACAGCUUGAGAGUUGAAGGAGAAGAUGGAGAUUUCACGUUGGAAGCUCUGCCGACCACCGGAAAUGAUGACAAUGCAGUGGCUUUAUAUGAGCCGUUGGAUUGGGAAGACCACGAAGAAGAAGCUUCCAUUGAUUUGCGGGCGCAGAUGUUUAUUGAGAGGUUCUAUGAAGAAAUGAGAAUGCAGAGGCAGGAGUCGUUUUAAGUUAAUCAAAAUUUGAGUUCAAAUUUUUGCGUAUUUGUUGAUUUUUGAAUGAAUUGUUUUAUUUAUCGAUUCAAUUUGUUAAGUUUUCCACAUUAAUAUUUUUCACAUUGUGGAUAUAGGUUUGAAAUUAUUCCAUUUUUUCAUGACAUGAGUGGCAAUUUGUAUUUUUGGGGCAGAAGAACGUUGUUUUUAAUAAGUUUUUAAAUUAUUGAUAAUAAAUCACCAUUGUGUGA